Messenger RNA from Cannabis sativa, 1998 nucleotides. RefSeq lists its product as uncharacterized. Gene Ontology annotation, molecular function: cysteine-type peptidase activity. The coding region runs from base 798 to 1535 and encodes 245 amino acids. The transcript has 4 exons. The record is from RefSeq and is a predicted model, not a curated record. Gene Ontology annotation, biological process: proteolysis. NCBI's taxonomy places the organism in Eukaryota, Viridiplantae, Streptophyta, Magnoliopsida, Rosales, Cannabaceae.
GUUGUGGCUCGGCAAGCGAAGGAGAUUGAAAAAUUAAAAGCCGAAGCCCAAUCCCUUAAGCAGCAGAGGAACGCUGCCGAACAAGAUGAAGAAGGAGAGGUGGCUGGUGAGGCGUAUGUUCCACAACCAUACGCUCCUCAGGAUGAGGUACAACCACAAAUUUAUGCUGAGGAGUUUAUUUCCCUCAACGACCAAGGUAUCCUAUACAAUUUUGAUGACCAUACGGCCCUUAAUCAGCAAGUACAUCUCUGCUCUGACAACAUCGACAAUAUUGUCGCCCGAGGGUUUUUGUACGAGCAUGUGGGUACGAUCAAAGUUCACUGCCAGGAUUACGAUUAUUCACAUGCUCGGAUCAUGGUUUCGGAAAUCCUGCAAGAGGACGCUGAAAUCCCAGUCCCAAUUGAAGAGUGCAGAUAUGUUAGGGACGUGUACCAGAUGUUCCUUCCUUGGCCUAAACACUUAAUUUUAACAACCGAGGUAACUUCUCAACUGAAAUUAAUUUUUAAUGAUUAGUGGAGUUUGAAUAUCUUCAAUAUUCAUCCGUAGUGAAGUAGGUUCUGCGAAUAUAUGUGCUGUGGUGGGAUGGAUGAACAAACUACUGUUAUAUAUGUGUUAUUUGUCGUUAUACAGCCAUGUUCAAAUUUUGGGGUCAUUCAAUUACAACCGUUAUGCUGCCGAAAUUUCGGUAGAAUUUAGAUAAAAUUUGAUAUAUAUAUAUAUAUAUUAUGUUCUGUUUUGUUUAGGGUCCACUCGCUCAAUCGCCCUCAAGACGUGAUGCGUCAAAGGGGAAAGCUCCGAUGCUUUCUCCACAAGGCCGUGGUGCACGGGAAGAUGACUUGUUCACGGAAGAGAAGAUGGUGUUGAUCCCUAAUUCGCUAAAAUGGAUGAUUCAUGAAUUCCUAAGGCUCAAAGAUAAACGUGAUAUAAUCACAAUUUCUGUCCCCCGAGGAUUCAUUGCACCGCGUACCCAGAUCACGUUAUCUGGAGAGGAUUUGCAGCAGGUUGCUACGUGUAACUACAUCGGCAACCAGGGAAUGCUGUUUGGAAUGAUGCACAUAUGGGAGAGCAUCAACGGUCUGAGAAAAAUUUUUAAGUUUUACGACCCAGAGCUUCUCACAGUGCAUGGGAUCAACGAUGAAGAACAGAGUCAGUCUUUUGACGAUGCGGCAAGACGAUUGGCUAAUUGGUUAUCAUUAAUGAACAACAACCACCAAAUGUUCUUUAUUCCUUGGAAUAUCGGGAUGCAUUGGACGCUAGUGGUGGUUGCGCCAAGGAAAAUUAUCCAUUUAAACCCUGUAAAAGGCCGCCCAAUUCCCGAAGAAAUAGAACAAAUGAUCGGAAGGGCAUUCAUGUAUAUAGGGGACGCACAUCAGUAUCUUGGCCCGUGGCAAGGAAUUUCACAAGCAAAUUGUCCAAGACAACCUAAAAGCCAAGAAUGCGGUUUUUAUGUUUUGAAAUAUAUCACUGACAUCGUCGCACGUGCCAACCCCAACCGUUACAUACAAGAUCAAAAAGCUGUAAGUUUUAAUUAUUGAUUAUAGUAUAUAAAUUUUAUAAUAACAAAUAUAUAAUAUACAUAUACAUAAACUAAUAUAAAUUUUUAAUUUUUUUAACAGUUUGGGGGUAAGAAGCAAUACGAUCCAAAAACAGAAUUGUUACCACUACAGCGAAAGUGGAUCGAACAAUUGAUGGCGGUGAUUCACGGUGACGAUUGAGAUUCAAAGGUCGAAGAAUUUUUCUUCAUUAUGUAAUUUUUAUAGAUUAACUUGUAGUUAGAUUUAUUAACUUAUUAAUAUUUUUAACUAAUUUUACAUGUUUGUGUAAUAUUUAAUUACUUUUAUGAAAUCAAAUUAUGUUUUUACGCAAAUUUAAUUACUAUUUAAUUUAAAAUGUAAUUAAUAUAUAAUUAAAUUAAAUAAAUAUGUAAUUUAAAAUUUAAAUAAAUAUGUAAUUUAAAUUAAAUAAAAUAAUAUAUAAAUUAAUAAAUAUAAAAUUAAA